Messenger RNA from Rosa rugosa (rugosa rose), 1996 nucleotides. RefSeq lists its product as uncharacterized. The record is from RefSeq and is a predicted model, not a curated record. Gene Ontology annotation, molecular function: zinc ion binding; cysteine-type deubiquitinase activity. NCBI's taxonomy places the organism in Eukaryota, Viridiplantae, Streptophyta, Magnoliopsida, Rosales, Rosaceae. The coding region runs from base 138 to 1769 and encodes 543 amino acids. Gene Ontology annotation, biological process: protein deubiquitination; spliceosomal complex assembly; mRNA processing. The transcript has 10 exons.
GGUCCAAUCUGCUUCUCUUCUAUGUCUUCCUUUCCUAUACAAUUGCCCAUAGAAGAAAGGCGCUCUCAUUCUCUCACGUUUGUCCAGCAACUGCAAAAUCCACACUGGUUCAGUGAGAUUUGAAUUGAGGCAAGAGAAUGAGUUCGAAGAGAGAGCAUGAAGAUAAUGGUGGUGGGGGUAUUGAAGGGGAAGGGAGUUUAUUGGAGGCAAAGAGGCAGAAAGUGAGUGAGGAAGUAUCUCCCGACUCCUCGCCGCCUGCCUCCCUUCUUCCUGGUUUUAAUUAUGGGGACGAGGAUGAGGAGGAGAGAAGGGCACCUGUUAAUGGAGGGGGUGAUGGUAAGGAGCUACAGGCUGGAAAAAAUGGGGUUCGAGUUGAAGAAGAAGAAGAAGAGGAUGAUGGUGAACAAGGACUUUAUCAAGGACACAAGAGCCGCGAAAUUGAAGUUAGGAGGGAUUGCCCAUAUCUUGAUGCUGUUAAUCGCCAGGUUUUGGAUUUUGAUUUUGAGAAGUUUUGCUCGCUUUCUCUAUCAAAUUUGAACGUGUAUGCAUGCUUGGUUUGUGGGAAGUAUUACCAAGGAAGAGGAAGGAAGUCCCACGCAUAUACUCAUAGCCUUGAAGCAGGACACCAUGUGUAUAUCAAUCUUCGAACAGAGAAGGUUUAUUGCCUUCCUGAUGGAUAUGAAAUUAGUGACCCAUCAUUGGAUGACAUUCGACAUGUUCUGAACCCAAGGUUUACUGAGGAACAGGUUGAGCAGAUUGACAAAAACAAGCAGUGGUCAAGGACCCUUGAUGGUUCUGAUUACCUUCCUGGAAUGGUGGGGCUAAAUAACAUUAAGGAGACUGAUUUUGUGAAUGUCACUAUUCAAUCCUUAAUGAGAGUUAUGCCUUUAAGAAACUUUUUUCUUAUCCCAAAGAACUAUCAACAUUGCAAGUCUCCGCUUGUUCAUCGAUUUGGGGAGCUUACAAGAAAGAUAUGGCAUGCACGCAACUUUAAAGGACAGGUGAGCCCGCAUGAGUUCCUGCAGGCAGUUAUGAAAGCCAGUAAGAAACGGUUUCGAAUAGGAGCUCAGUCUGACCCUGUUGAGUUCAUGUCAUGGAUGCUCAAUACACUUCAUGCAGAUCUUAAAACUAAGAAGAAUACCAGCAUCAUUUAUGACUGCUUUCAGGGGGAACUAGAGGUUGUCAAGGAGACCCACAAGAAUACAGAUGGAGGAACUGAAUACAAGGGCCUUGUCACAGAAACUUACAGAAUGCCUUUCUUAAUGCUUGGAUUGGAUUUGCCCCCACCACCUCUUUUUAAAGAUGUGAUGGAGAAAAACAUCAUACCACAGGUCCCGCUGUUCAACAUUUUGAAGAAAUUUGAUGGUGAGACUGUUACUGAAAUUGUCCGGCCUCGCAUAGCAAGGACGAGGUAUCGCGUUACUAGAUUACCACGGUAUCUAAUUCUGCACAUGCAACGAUUCACAAAGAACAACUUCUUUGUGGAGAAGAAUCCUACUCUAGUCAACUUUCCUGUGAAGAACCUGGAAUUGAGAGAUUACAUUCCUUUGCCAACCCCCAAGGAGAAUGAGAGAUUGCGUUCAAAGUAUGAUUUGAUUGCCAAUAUUGUUCAUGAUGGUAAACCUGGUGAAGGGUCCUACAGAGUAUUUGUACAGCGAAAGUCAGAAGAACUAUGGUAUGAGAUGCAGGAUCUUCAUGUCUCAGAAACACUUCCUCAGAUGGUUGCUCUUUCCGAGGCUUAUAUGCAGAUAUAUGAGCAGCAACAGUAAGAUUGGAGAGACGGAAGAGAGGGAAUCAUUUUUAUUUUAAGUUCAAUGUAAUAUCCGGUAGGGCUUUAGUAAGCCGUUUGAUGCUGAUUUGUUCUAAAAAUCAAUUAGAAAAUCUUUACUUAUAUAGCUUGUAUUUGCCAGCAGACAAUGUCACUGAGAGCUGAUAUAUGAAUUUUGAGGGCAGCACUUUUUACUCUUAACGAAAUACAAAGUUCUUUUGUUGUUGA